Molecule: messenger RNA, 1842 nt
Organism: Trypanosoma grayi
Lineage: Eukaryota; Euglenozoa; Kinetoplastea; Trypanosomatida; Trypanosomatidae
Exons: 1
Coding region: 1-1842 (613 amino acids)
Source: RefSeq, a predicted model, not a curated record
AUGCAGUCUGGCGCUGCGUUUGGGCAGUCCUUUGGGGGGAGGCACCACGCGCCGCCGCGGGACUCCGAAAACAACCUUGUGAUGAACGAGAAUGACCUGAUGCAGACGUUCCUCUCCCGACGACGACGGAUGGAGGCGGCAUCGCGCCUCACCGAAGAGAUGAUGGCACAAGUUAGGUCCAUCGUCGAUACCGGUGAUAACGCGGCGUACAUGCUGUUGCUGGAGGACUUGACCACCGUGAACAGAUCGUCAUCGGACGCGAGAAAAGUGAGCGACGGUGCCAAAUUCAAGGAUGAUUUCAUGGUGAUGGGCAACCUGAACACCUCAAGCUCGCCUGAGGUCCUCCUGGAUCAAGAAAUGAACACCAAACUGAAGAGAAUUCGGGAUAUGCGGGUGGAGCAGCGAAAAGCGGCUGAGGAGCGAGUAAAACCAGCUUUCCAGAUAAGAGAGUCUGAGAUGGAGCUCAUUGAUCCACCCGAAAAAUUCACGUCGACGGCGCUCGCAUUCUCAAUGCAGGCUCUCGCGACAAGUGUUGCUAAGAUUAUUGAUGCAACGGACACCGUCUUGGGGCAUCUGGCGGAACUGGACAAGACGAUGACACCUCCUAUAUUUAAGGAAAUGAACAUCCUUACAGGGCACUCGCAGCACGCCUACCAGUGCUACGUGACGGCGCUUCAGCAUCUCAAACAGUACGAGACAUGUGAGAAGGCCCUUAUGGAGGGCACCUCACAAGAAUUGAGUAGUAUGCGAGAGCAAUUCUUGAUGUGGAAGGAAAUGCUAACUUCCCAAGAGCAGAAGCAAAAGGUCGCGGAAGAGCACCUUCAAGCGCUAAAACACCGACUGUCCGGUAUCGACGCACGAUGCCGUAUGUGGACCAGUGUUCUGCUUGAUGCUGCAGUACCACCGCCGUUGCCUUUUUUGCUUAUGGGCGCUGCCAACGCCAACGCCAGCCGCAUUUCUAUUUCACAGGGACGCGAUUCUCUGCUGCAACCCCUCUCCGCCAGCCUGCAUCGGGUCACUAGCGGGACGCGGCGUAUGAGCAUCAUUGGAGUCACCCUACCGAGGCGUGUGUCCAGUGCUCGUCAGCAGACACCAGUGCUGGCGGAGAGCAUCAUCUCCUCCUCGUCCUCAUCCUCCCUGCCUGAUGAGUUGGAGAGCCGCGUGGACGCAAUGGAGAUACGAGUAGCGCGCUUCUGGAGCAACCCGUACGUUGUGAAAGCCCAGUUGUGCGCGGAGCGGCUGCGCCGACGGCGGCACCGGCAGACGGUGCAGUGCUCGCCACUACCGGACGCCGCCGUUCCUCCACUGCUAUCCCGCAAAGAGUCGAUGCAGUGGAUUGGGUCGUCGCUAUGGCACUCGGGCGAGACGCACCGCCUGUCUCGGGUGGACCCAUUGCAGAAGGGUGCCGGAGGCGAGCUGGGUGGCGGCGGCAGCGGCAAGGCGGUGGCGGAUGUGCGUCUCAUUGCGUUGCUGCGGAGUUUGCAGCGCCUGGCGUCGCACCCCUCCACNAUGAACACGGCGCUUGCGGCGGAAGAGACGAACAAUGCCAGCAGCAACGCUAACAACAACACCGAAACUAACACCAACAACCUCCACAACAGCGCCACCAGCAGCAAUACCAACACUAACAGUCUGAAGUGCACAGAGGAGGAGAGUGGGGCGGUAGCGGGGCCGGGUGACGGUGCUUCGCACUGCAAUGGCAGUGCCAGUGCCGGGAGCUCAUUCGCUUACGGGGAUGCGCAAUCAGCUGCCGAUGUGGUCACUGGGGCGUCCCUCGGCUUGGUGGAUAGCAUCAGGAAGCUUCUGAAGUAUCUGGACGAGACUCAUGUAACUGCGCCAUGA